GCGGGCCGGGCCGCACCGGCCUCCGGAUGGAGGCGGCGGAGGAGACGCGGCGGCGCAAGCUGGAGGCCGGCAGGGCCAAGUUUGCUCACUUCAGACAGCGAAAAGCAAAGAGCGACGUCGCGCAGCCGCAGAAAAAGGCGGCGCAGAGGAAGGGCUCGGCUGUCCACCCGCAUGACGUUCCGGAGGAAGAGCACCCAGUAGCAGCCAGAGGUGUUGGCAAGGGCGUAGAGAGUAAGGCUGAAGACACCAACCUACUAGAGGCGACAACAGAGGGAAAUGCUGAUUUGUCCAGCUGGGACGCACUGAACGAUCAUGCAACUGAAAAAUACAGGAUAAAUUCUACUGCAGAAUACAGCGAGGCUGAUGCUAAGAUGUGUCAGGCAAGGAUAGCUGAGCUGGAGAACAGACUUCUGGAGAAACAGGAGGCAGUGGAAAAACUCACUGCACAGAUAGAUGAACUGCAGGACCAACUCACACAGCACAAAGACUCUGUGCAGCUUCAGGAAACUACUUUUCAAGAGCAGAAUGAAAUCAUCAGGAAGCUCACGAGCUGCCUUCAGCAGGCCAAGGAAGACCGGGAUGACCUGCAGGAAGAGGCUUUGCGCGUUGCCGGUCAGGUCCACGAUUUACAGCUGCAGUUACAUCAGGUUAACCAGAUGCUGAGGAGUAAAAGUCUCAGGAAAAACGAAGGAUUGGAAGCCCAGCAGCAAAUGUCCUUGUUCCAGGAUCGUCUCAGAGAGCAAAAUGCCCACUUGGAGAUGCUGCGCCAGAAAGCACAUGACCUGGAAGUACAGUUGGAGUCUUCUCAAAAGAAUACCGAAGAUAAAGAAAAUCUCCUUGCCCAAAUGGAAGAGGAUAUGAAAGGUACAAUGCAAGAGCUAUACAAAAGCAUAGAUGAAAAAGAGCAGUGCAUUAAAAGUCUUCAGGAUCUGCUGGCAACAGAAAGAUUUGGCUUGUCUGUACUACAACAAACACUUUCUCUCCGGGACUCAGAAAUAACAGAGUUAAAGAAUGAAAUAGCUUUAUCCAAAGUGAAAGAACAGCAACAUAUUGAAGAACUGAAAACCAUUCAUGAGAAGGAUAUUUGCAGACAGUUGGGUAACUUGAGGAAUGAGCUGGAGAAGUGCUACAGAAGAGAGACUGCAGUAGCCAAGCAGGCAUAUGAAGAAGAAAUUAUUUUAAAAUACAAGAAUGAGCUUGAACAGUUAAAAAAAGAACUCUAUGCUUUGAAUUCUGAAGAACACGUUCAGAAUUUGAAUGGCAUAAUAAUUGACUUAAAUAUUAGUCUUCAGGAGUCUGAAAUUAAUAACGAAAAUUUGAGGAAGAGACUUGAAAACCAAGAAGAGGACUUUCAGAGAGAGAAAUCUGAAAUUGAGACUAAAUACAAGGAUUUAAUUGAUGGCCUUAAGUGUCAACUUUCUGAUGCAGAAGAGCAGGCUAAGGAAGCCCAACGAUAUAAACAAGAAAAAGAGUCCUUGAAUGAAGAGAUUCAGAAACUGAAUUCUUUCAUCCAGGAAUUAAAUGAAAAGCGACUUUAUGAGGCUGAAAAAAGUAUAGAUGCAGGGCAAAAGCGCGAUGGAGAGAUUGUCUCCAAUAAAAAGCUAAUGAAAUUGAGGGAAAACCCAAUUUUAUCAGGGGUGUCAGAGUUGCAGGUAGCAGGGCUUGAGGAGAUGUGGGACAAACCACAGCAGUUGGAAGGUGGAGAUGAGCCAGUGCACAAAGAACUGGAGUCCCAGCGUGAAUCCUCAAGGGAUCAGUUAGAAGAGAUUAAGAAUUCAGAGAUCACAGAGAAUAAUGAAAGUAGCAAAGGAGAUAACCUGUCUGAAGGACACUUGUCAGAACUGGGGCUCUUCAGUGGUGAUGAAGGCAUGUUGGCUAAAUAUCUGAUUUCCACGGGAACACCAGAAGACUCCUAUGCAUCCAGCACUUCAGAAGGUCAUGCCAUCGAGGAGGGUAGAUGCAGUACGUAUGGGCUAGACAACAGUGUGCUUCCAGAACCCAGCACAGGUUUUAUAUCUCCUCCAUUGAACUCUAGCCUUGAUGAGGGAACAUGUCCUAGUGCCUUGGCUCAAGAAGCUUUUGAAGAGGUGGGAGCAGAGGCGUUUGUUUCGUUUGUGCCAGAUAAUCGCCUGCAGGAAAACAAACUAAGAGACCACGGUGACGUAAAGGAUGGUGAGACAGUGUGUUCAGCAGAGAGGUGUGUGAAGCUAAUUGAGCAGCUCCAUCAGACGGAGUCAGCCUUGAAGAUAGCUUAUCAGGACACCCAAGAAGCUGUUGGAAAAUGGGAAAAAGCAAUGUCUGAGCUCUCUCAUAUGCAGGCAGAACUGGAGGAAGAACAUGCAGCGCGGAUCUGUUGUGAAAAACAACUUCUGGAAAAAAUGGAGAAGGAGAAAGAACUUGAAAAUAAACUCAUGUUUCUAGUAAAGCAGCAGGGUGAGGGUGGAGGCCAGCCUCACUGUGCUGUAGAGUCCCUGGCACAAGUGUCAAAACCCUCUAUCUGGCAAGAAAUGGUGAAGGACCUCCAAGAGGAAAGAGAAAUGUUGAUGAUGCAGCUGCGAGCUCAGGAGCAAUUAGUGAAAGACGUUCAAGAGCAGAAAACGGCUUCUGAUUCUGUGACAAGCGAAGUGCAGUCUCUCUUUGGCCGUCAGUUGGCUGCUUUGCAAAGUCAAAGGGAUCAGAUGCAAAGCCAGCUUGAUGCGCAGAAGGCUAAAAACCAGAGAAUAGCAGAGCUGCUCGGGCAGAAAACUGUAUCUGAGGAGACGUUGCUAAAAGAACAGGAGUUGCUCAAAGCUGAGAUCAAUAAUAAAGAACAAAAUUUAGCACUUUUAUUGAAGGAAAAAACAGCCUUAGGAGAAAGAUUGUCUGCCGUGGAGGAGGAUUUGGUGAAAGCAGAAAAAACACUUGCGGAGAAUGCUGGCAUCAUUGAGGACCUUGAGAAAAACAUACAUGACCUUAAUGCUGAAAUGAAAAACCUCAGAGAACUACAGGAAUGUGAAAGACUGGGCUAUGAGGACAGGUUAAACCUUUGCAACCAAGAAAUUCAUAAACUUACUGCUGAAAUAAAGGAAAAGAGUGCUGAAUACAGUGAGGAAAAGAGCCAGUUGACUGAAGAAAUUGCCCAUUUGAAAGAGGCUCAUUUGAAUCUCGAGGCUCGCUUGCGGGAAUCCUUUCAGGCUGCAGAAGCUGCACAGGAGGCUCAAUCCAAGGUGGAGAAACAUUACAAAGAGGAAAUGGAUAAAAUGGCCACUCAGCACCUUGCUGAAUUAACUGAAGUGAGUUUGACACACAAGAGAGAGAUAGAAGAGUUAAAUGCUGAAAUAAAAGAUAAAGUGGAAAAACAGGAGAAGCUGGAAGAAAAAAGAAAGGAAGAGAUUGCUGUAAUAAAAAAGGUACAUGAACGAGAGCACGAUCGUGAAAUCUCUGAACUGGCUGCUAAACACGAAGAGGAAAUGGAGAAACUCCGUGCUGAACUGAAGGAAGAGCAGAAGCACCUGUUGGAUGAACUUCGGCAGCAAAUGGCAGCCACACACAAAGCAGAGCAGGAGCAAGCUCAGCUCCAGUCCCAGACACUGCACAGCCUUGAACUGGAAGCUUUACGCCUGACCUUAAACAAUAUGCACACUUCCCAGCUGGAGCUUACGCAGGCAAACCUGAGGAAAGAGAAGGAGACUGCCCUCGUGGAGCUGCGGGAGAUGCUCAACGACAAACGUGCGCAGGAGGUGGCGAUCCUGCAAAGCCGCCAUCAGCUGGAGUGGGAGAAGAUCAGAGAACAAUGUCUGAAGGAAAAAGAAGACCUGAAGUCAAAGCAUCAGCAAGAACUAGUUGACCAGAGAAAGAAAAUAGAAUUGGAAAUGGAAGAGGCACAUCUCCAGGCAUUAGAGAUCCUCAAAAGAGCCUGGGAAUUAGAGUCUGACACACGUUUAAAAAACAUGUGUGAAGAGCUAUGUGAAAAACAUCAGACCGAGAUGAUGGAACUGCAGAAAUCUCUGGAAAUGGAUUUAGAAAAAGUCAGAGCAGAGCUGGGGCUUCUUUCUGUUGAGAAUGAACAGUCUAAAAUAAAAUGUAUAGAACUGGAGAGGCAACACCAGUUAGCCAUUACAAAAUUACGAGAACAGCUGCAGGCUGAGCAUAACCAUGUCCUAGAAGAGAUGAAGAUGAAAAGCCAAGAAAAAGAACAGAAUCUUCAGAAGGAGCUGGACCAACUUCAGGUCAAGCAUGAACAACUCCAGGCUCAGUCACAAGAAGAAAUCCGGCAGCUUUGGUCUCAGCUCGACAGUACCCGAGCGAACCGACAGGAGCUAAGUGAUGGUGAGACCAGAAUGCAGGCCUGUGGUCCAGAGCUAAAAGAGCAGCUCCUGGCUCGUGCAUCACAGGUAAAGGAAAUAGAGCGUUUAAAACAAGAGUUUGAACAGCAGCGUCAGCAAAGAAACAACGAGCAUGAAGCUCAACUGGAACAACUGAGGCUUUAUUUUGAGGAGAAGUUAAGAGUUGCUGAAGAAAACUACAGAGAAGAAUUGACUUUGUUGCAUCAGAGACUGCAAGAACUGAAGGACUAUUCACUGUCGGAGUUGGAAAUGAGUCAAGAUCAAGCAGGGGACAUCAGUUCUUCAGUCACAGUGUUUGAAGAUACUGCUGACAAAGAGAGAAGAGUUGCACUUGAUCAGCUAAAUCAACAUCAGGAAGAACUUACCUGUCUGCAGCAACAACUUAAAGAACAACACAGGCAUGAAUUAGAUUCCUUAAGAUCCUCCCUUACACUUCAGUAUAAAGAGGACCUGAUGAAAAUGAAGAUGGAUCUGUCAGACAAAUGCAUGACAGAAAUUGAGGCAAUGAAGAGAAAGCAUUGUUUAGAACUUGAGCAGCUCCGUGCCCAGCUUUCAGAAGAACAUUUUAAAGAGAUCACCAAACUGCGUCUCCAGAGUGCUCAUGAUGCAGCAUGUCAGGUUGAAAUGGAGGUGGCUGAGCGAGUGUCUGUGCUGGAGGAGGAGCACAAAGCCAAGCUCUCUCUCCUCAGCUCUGAGAAACAGCGCAUUGCAGAGCUUUCAGAGGAAAUAAAGCGCUUAAAGGAAGAGAUUGUAAAGCAGAAAGAUUUUUCUGAGCAGAAUGAGAAGCAUCUGAAAGAAGAAAUGGAAAAGGUGAAAUACGAAAUUGGUGAGGAUCACAAGAAUAAGUUAAGAGAAGCCAGAGAAGAAGUCCAGAAAAUAGAGACUAUGUACAGAGAAAAAGAGAAGAAGUGGCAAUGCGAAAGUGAGGCCCAGAGAAUCCAAGCAGAAGAGAAGUUAUCGCUGCUGCGCGUCGAGCUGCAAAACAGAGCAGAAUCUGAGAGGCAGAGUUUGCAAAGAGAGUUUGAACUUCGUGAAGCUGAAAUGAAUCAACUUCGAGAUCGCCAAGCUGCCAGAAUUCUGGAGCUGGAGAAGCUGGUGAAGGAGCAGCAGAACAACUUGCAGCAGCUGGAGGACAGCCUUGUGAGCGCGCAGGCUGCGCAGAAAGCCCAGCAGCAGCACGAGGCCGACCUGCAGGCAGCCAAAGCCCUCAUGGCAGAGGAAAUGGAAAAGGCCACGCUGUGUCUGCAGGAAGAAUGUGCACUGAAACUUAUGGAAGCACAAAACAAGUUUAUGGAGGAACACAAAGCUAUGACUCAGAAAUUCACAACUGAGCAAGAGAUUCUUCUCCAAGAGCUGAAAAAGAAACAUGUGGAUGAGCUGGAACUCCAAAGUCAGCACCUACAGGAAAAGCAUAAGCAGCAAAUUUUGUCUCUGACAGCUGAUUUUCAAACAAAACACCAAGCUGAAAUUGAGGCUCUUAAAUCUACACUGGAAAGUAAACAGCAGAUUCAGCUUGAAGGUUGUGUUGCUGAACUACAGACAAAGCAUCAGGCCCAAAUUGAUGAGUUGGAGGCUAAGCACUUAUCAAAUCUGGAUUCCUUGGAGUCGUCCUACCUGUGUGAAAUUCAGAAUAUAAGAGAUGAACAUAGUCAGACUUUGGAGAAGCUGCAGCUGCAGCACAUGGAACAGCUCCAAGAACAGGAUAAACUGCAUCAAGCACACCUGGUCCAGGAGAUUGAGAUGCUGAAUUUAAAGCAUGCUGAAGAACUUCAGCUUUCCCAGAAUAAUUUGAAAAUUGAGCUAGCUACUGUUCAUAUGGAAAAGCUUAAAGCCAUGGCUGUUGAAGCAGAAGAAGCUCAUAAGGAUGAUUUGAACAUAGCUCUUCAAAAUCAGAGGCAGUUGCUGGAAGAAGAAAAACGUCUGGCUCUGGAUCUGUUGCGUGAGGAAGUAUUGCACAUGGAGGAAAAGCACAGAAAGGCACUCCAAGAGCUUCAGGAUCUUCAUGAGGCAGAAAUUAGGAAACAUAAGGAGGAGUACUCCAGGGAGCUGGAAGGAGAAUUGGGGAAACUAAAAGCACAGCAUGAACAUGAGCAAGAGCUGUAUGCUUCUGCAUCGGCCUCUGAAGUAGAAUCUGUGAGGAAAGCUCUUCUGGCUCAGUUUGAAGAGGUAAAAUUGAAGCAGCAGCUUCAGUUCCAGGAGGAGAUUGAGCUGUUGAAGUGUCAGUCGGAAGUGCUGCUGGAACAGCAGAUUGCACAGCUGAAGGAUGAAUUUGAAGCUGAAAAAAAGGCAUCACUACAUGACAAGGAGCAGAUGUUGAUUCAGGAGAGGGAGGAGGCACAGGCUGCUCACCAAAAGGAGCAAGAGAUGUUAUCAGUCCAGCUGCAGGAAAAGACAGCAGUAAUUAUCCAGCUGGAGAAGAAAGUGGAGUCUUUAAAGCAUGAAAUAGAGGAGACCAACUCUGAACUGGAGACACUCCUUCAGCAGCAGGACAGGGAAAACCAAGAAGGAGGGAAUUUGGUAGCCUUGUUGAGAUCUGAUAUUGAGCAAUCCAAGGAGGAAAGGGAAAAACUGCGCGAAUCUUAUCAGCAGGUUUUGAAGUUGCUUAUGGAACUGGUGAAGGCCACAAUAGCUAUUGAGGACCUUAUCUGUAGCAAGAUUGGUCUUUGUCUUGAUGACAGCCUGGCUUCUGGAGAUUCUAGAGAAGCUCACGCUAUUGUGGAAGAAAUGGGAUUUAUGCGAUAUUUCAAAGCCAGAGAAAACCAUCUAGAGAAAGCUUGCUUGUUUUCAGUAGAGGAGCUGCUUGAUGAAACUCUCACAGAACACAACCAGCUGUCUCCAGGGGCUGACGAGGGGUCUGAGUUGAGCCAAUACUUAUGUGAAAGUGUUUUUGCAAAGCCAGAAUUGGCAUGUGAAAAUGAAGAAAUGAUACUGAAAAUUUGUCAUCGUUUGCGCACUGCAGUGGAGAGACUUCUGGAGCUGGUUACAGAGUCAACUAAACAACUGGAGAAAAUGCAUGAAAACCACGCACAGUUUGAAGAGGAGUUCAGCCGCCGAAAUCAGGAGACUGCCCAGGUGGUGAGUCAGCACCAGGAGCUGAUGGAGUGCCUCAGCGAGGAGAGCGAGGCCAAGAACCAGCUGGCACUAGAGCUUCAUAAAGCAGAGGGCAUUAUUGAAGGCUACGUCGCAGAAAAAGCUGCAUUAGAAGAGGCCUUGAACCUGAAAGAGGAGUCUGAGCGUCGCCUUGUUGUGGAGCUGGAAAACAUGCGGGAACGCUUCCAGGAGCUGACCCAGGAGCAGGCAAUUCUUGGUCUACUCAAGGAAGUAGAAUUUUUAUCAAAGGAGAAAUUAGAGCUUCAGUGUCAGGCAGAAAAGGACCAUUCCAACUUACGCUCUCAAAUGAAGGUUUUGGAGGUGGAACUGGAAGAACAGCUGCACAGUAACCAGGACCUGGCUACACAGUUACUGGAGGUUGCUGAAUUAAAACAGCAAAUUCAAGUUCUUGAAAAACAGCUUAAAAACCAGCGGCAGUUCAUGGACGAACAAGCUAUAGAAAGGGAACAUGAACGCGAUGAUUUUCAGCAGGAGAUUCAGAAACUGGAAGAACAGUUAAAACUGUCAGCAAAAUCACAGACUUCAGGACAGCCCAGAGAAUACAGUAACUAUGAAUUGAUUCUACAGGUAGAAUCUUUGCAAGCAGAACUAAAGGAGAAGAUGGAUGAUUACAAUAAGCUGUUAUUAGAAAAGGAGCGAAAACACCAGGAAAUUACAGCUCGUGAUAAAGAGAUAGAAAAACUGGUGGCACAGAUCCAAGAGCUGAAGUGCAGUGGUGCUGAGGUCUCCAAUACUGUACAUUCAUUGGAAAAACAGCUGCAGAAAAUGAAGAAAGUGGAAACUGAACUGAAACAAGAUAAAGAGGCAUUGCAACAACAGCAGUACAAUAACCUGAUCCAGAUCUCUGCUCUGCAGUCUAAGCUGGAUGAAGCAAGGCACCGAGUGCCAGUGGAUGGCAGUUCUGCCCCUGUGCUGAAGGAGCAGCUACAGGCAGAGCAGGAAGCACUUCAGGCCAAGGAGAGAGAGAUUGCAAGCUUGCUAGACCAACUACACCAAUAUAAAGAUAACUUGAGCAGCAAAAACGAGGAGAUAUUGCAGCUGAACUUGCAGUUAGAGAUACAAAAAAACCUUAGCACUUCCAGCAUCAGCCAGCUUCAGGUAGAGAAUGCACACUUGAAGGAGGAUCUAACAAAACUUCAUGUGAAGCAAAGUCAGAACCUGGGUAUUAAUGAUUCCUCAGCUUUGUCAUUCCCACAAGCACUACUUAAAGAAAAGAAUCAAGAAAUCGAUCACUUGAAUGAGCAGAUGAAGAGACUCCAGCUCGAGCUACAGAAUGCUCUGGAGAAUAAAGUUGUGGAAGACCAAAAAUCUGAAAUUGAAGAACUCAAAUCACUGGUCGAGCACCUUCGCGUUGACCAGGAGAGGCUGCGUAAGGACAAGGAUGAAGAGGUAGAGCAACUCCAUGGAGUAAUUGAGAAGCUUCAAAAAGAACUGGCACAGUUUGGACCAGUUUGUCAUGAAGAUAGUGACAACCAAGAUGACUUCUAUCAGGUUGCAUUGGGAAAGCCAGUGGAAAACCUUCAGAAUGAGUUGAAGAAGGGACUGGUGGAUUGUCAGGAUGAUCCUGAUCCAAACAGAAGCAGUGCAUCACUACUCUCCAAAGUGAGAGAACUUCAGGAGGAACUGGAGCUUGUCUCAGCUGCUAGACAAACUCUGCAGCAGCAACUGGAAGAGAAGGAACUGCAGUUCAAAAUGGAAGUGGAAAUUCUGGAGAAAAAAUGCCAACAGUUGCGAGAGUCAUCAGAGCAGUAUGUUGCAGAGCUAGCCUCUCUGAGAAUCCAGCACGAGGCGCUUCAGGAAGAAUACAGCCUUUCCCAAACACGUUUGUCUCAGAGAGAGGUUGAAACAAAGAUAACUGAAUCUCGAGUUCAAGAACUUGAAGAUACCGUGAGAGAAAAGGAAGCAAAUAUUCUAGAGAAGGAGAUGCAGAUUAAGACAAUGGCGGAUCAAAGAGAAGCUGACACCACUGAGCUGCAGUAUUUAACAGAAAAGGCAGCAGAGCUACAAACUGAGUUGGAAAAGAAAGAUGCAAGUCAGGCACAAGAUGUUUAUAGUCUUCAAUUAGAAGUUUCUAGACUGGAUUUCCAGGUGCAAGCACUGAAUCAGAAAGAAGUAGCUUAUUUGAGAGAAAUCAAGGAACUACAAGGUAGCACUGCAAAACUGAAAGAUCAAAUCAAGGCCCAUUUGAAAGAGCUUGAAGCCUUACGAUCGGAAAGAGCUGAAGUUUCCCAGUUGGAGUCACACCAGCUAAAGGAGCAACUAGGUCACAAAGGGACUAACUUUCUCAAGCCAUUCUGCCAGAGAGAAAGAAAAGGAGUAGUCCUUAAAAAGGGAAUGGAGGAAUUAGAAGAACUGGAAGCAAAUAAUGAUCAGUCAUUCCCAGUACUGGCUUCCCCUACUGCUAAACUGGAAAAAGAUGAAGUUCUGUUUGACUUGACAACUCACAGCACAGAUCCAAAAGCUCAGAUUAAGCAAUCACAAGAAAACAUCUUGCUUCAGGAGUUGGACGUGAUCUACAGCUCUGAAGAGGAUCAAGAUUUGAAAAAGCAUUGCCAGCAAAUGCUGGAAAUUCAUCAAACGCCUGACUCUCCAAAGCACAAUUUGGACACAGACAAAGACAUUUCAAAAGACUUUCAGAAUUUAGUUGCAAGUAUGUGUUCCUGGGGCUCGCCUGAAAUCAUGAGAAAACAAGAUUCAAGCAUGGAACUUCAACCAGUGCUUCACCUGACGCCCUUUUCAGAGGUUGAAAACACGAAUUUUGAAAUUAUGCACACAAGGUCAUCCCUGCAAGGAGAUAAUUCUGUGUCACUGGGAUAUUCUAGGCUGGCUGACAAUGGUAGUGGGGAUGCAGGGGUGGGAGUAGACAGAAAAUCUCCAGCUUUCUCUGAAAGCACCUAUUCUGUCGAUGAUGACGAAGACAUGCGGAAGAAGAUUUUGCAGAUGAGAGAGGCUGAUAAUCUGACUUUAACCCCUUCUGAUUUACAAGAUGAUGUAAGAUCAAGAGCAUCUGUGAUGAGCAGUGGAUGUGGCAGCAGCGUGGGGGGGUUGUCUGUUCCUUCAGAUACCAGCUCAAGUUUGGCAGCUAAACUAAAGCAGGAGCUCCAAACAUCAGACCACCUAGAUGCCAGUGUCAUGGCUUAUCUGCGGUACCGUGGAGCAUUCCCAGAUAUUAUGGAAUCAAUGAAAGAGAAGGAAGUACUUUCACCACAGCUGAAGGCUGUGCUGAAGAUGGUAUACGAGGAGAGCCGCAAAAUAUUGGCUUUGUCAGAACAUCCCUUUGGUUUCAGGGAGCUGAAGGACGUUCCUCAGACCCAAGCGGCGGUGGAGGGCUGGCAGAAGGAGGGCUUAGCCCUGCUGGAUGCUAUACAGUCCCUGAGGGAUUACCUUGGCAAGGUGGCAGAGAGAGGAGACAAGGAAACUUCAGGUGUUGCUGCUGACUGGAGAGGAGAGCUUCUGCAAGCAGUACAGAGCGUGUUUGAGAAGGAGAGAAGCGUGUUGCAAAUUGAUUUGAAGUCUCACUUCUCCAAUCCUGCAUCUGGUGAUGCAGGUUCAUUAAUGGAAAAACUGGAGUAUAUAAUGAAACAGCAAGAGGAGCAGAGGCAGAUGGUUGUAGAGCACCUUUUCUCCUCGGACCGGAAUAGCUUGCUCUCGGAAAUCCAGGACCUCCGAGCUCAGCUCCGCAUGACACACCUGCAGAACCAGGAGAAGCUCCAGCAGCUACAGGAAACUCUCACCAAUGCAGAAGAUCACGGGAACAAACAGGAGCACCACCUUCGGAGGAAAGUUGAAUUAUUGGAAUAUAAGCUUCAGCAGGAAAAAUCUAUUGUAAGUGACUUGCAGAGCACUCUCUCCGAAGAGCAGAAAAGAGCCUCUGGAACAUGUGAUCUCCUGAACCAAGAAAAAGCAGCCCUGAAAUCAGCACUUCAUGAAAGUAAGCAAGAGAAUGAAAGGUUGCAGAAAUCCCUGGAAGAGCUUCAGAGGGAAAUAAAUCAGUUACGUUUUGAACUGGAAAAGAAAGGAAAGGAUUUGGCAGCUGCACUUGGAGACUUGCAGGCUGAACAGCUGAAGGAAUCUGAGCUCCGAGGUUGGUUUGAGGAACAACAGCGUCAGCACAGGAAAGCAGAGGAUGAAAAGACAAAGGCUCUGGAGGAGCUGCAGGCUGCCCUGGACGUGCAGGCGGUGCAGAAUCGGCAGCUGGCCGUGUCCUUGGAGCACGAGAAAACAGUGACCGAUAAUCUCCGCAAGGAGCUGCAGAUCGAGCACUCCCGCUGCGAAGCGCUGCUGUCCCAGGAACAGACCAAACUCCGGGAGCUACAGAAAAACUUGGAUGCUGAGAAGAACCGUUCAUUGGAGCUCCUGGAUUCCCUGAACCACGAACGUGUUCUGACAGAGCAGCUGAGCAUGAGAGUGAAAGAAGGUGCUUCCUGUCAGCACAGGGAGCUGCUGCUGGAACAAGCCUUCGUCCAAGAGCUCCGAGCCCAGCUGGAAGAAGAGAGGUCCCGGACUGUGGAGCUAGCUGCUCUUAUUGAGAAGAUGCACCAGAAGGCCAUUCAGUCCAAAAGGCAGCUGGAGGCUGAGGUACAGAUGUGCUGUGAGGAAACCCAGAAGGAGAGGGAGGUCAGCGACAAACUGCGAGCCACGCUGGAGUCUCUUCAGGCUCAAAAGCAAGAGGUGAUCCGUUCCUUGGAGGCCCAGAAGGAAAGAGAGGCCAAGAUGAAAGCUGACUGGGAACAACUGCAGUCGCUCUUCAAGAUGCUGAAAGAGCAAGACAAGCAUAAGAAAGAGGAGAGGGAGAGAGAGUGGAGACAGCAGCAACAGACAGAGCUAGAGAAACAGAAGGACUGGCAGAGAGAUCAGGAGAGAAUGCAAAACUUGGAACGGCAGCACCAGAGGGAUGAACAAAGAAUUAAAGAACUGCAGAAAAUGCUGGCAGUAUUAGAAGAAAAAGAAAGAAAUCCUCCAACUCCAAACUGUCAGCAAGAGCUGUUGUGUACCUCAAACAAAGAUGGGAAUGCCAGACAGGCUGUGACAAAAGAAACUGGAAAACCCCAUUUGCAGCAGCAGCAACAGCUGGAGAAGAUAAGGCAGCAGUUGCUCUUUGUAGCUGUGCAUCUGAACGAGUUCAUCUAUAAAACUCUAGAUAAAACGGUUCACGAUUGGUCUGCAUCAAAUGAUGAAGCUGUGGCCUCUUUACUACAGACCUUAAGGGAACUAAAAUCAGAUUUAUUGUCUCCUGCAUCUCAGAUCAGAUCUGCAGGUGAUGGUGACUCUGUUCAAGAGCUGGAAAGGGAGGCUUGGCAGCGAGAGAGGAACGUACUGCAGAACGCACUGAAACAGGCUGAAUCCCAACUGGCAAAAGCAAAUGCUGAGAUUGAAAACAAACCAGUGGUAGAAACUUCCAAUCCUAAGUUACAGAGAUUAUACAGGAAGUACAUUCGAGCAGAGAGCUUUAGAAAGGCUCUGGUUUAUCAGAAGAAAUACCUCUUGCUGCUUCUGGGUGGAUUUCAGGACUGUGAGCAGGCAACCCUCUCUCUCAUCGCCCGUAUGGGGAUCUACCCCUCGCCUGCAGACCUGCAGCUCUCUGGGUCCCGGUCCCGGCCUUUCACCAAGUUCAGGUGUGCGGUCAGGGCCAUCAUCGCCAUAUCAAGGUUAAAGUUUUUGGUGAAAAAGUGGAACAAAGUCAGCAGGAAGAGCGCACAGGGUGAAAGCAUUUCUCACAGUGUAGGAGGUAACACAGCCUCUGGUGCUAGAACAGAAGUUCUGAAAGAGCAGCAGCCCCCGGCUGUUCCCAUCAGCUCUCCCCCUACCCGGGACAGGGACAUGGGGCUGUGCCACAGAACCAGCAUUGCAAGAUUUGGGAGCCUCUCCCCCCGAUCCUCUUCCCACUCGCACAACAGAUUGCAUCCGUCCCCAAGUUCAGCUUCAGAAAAGUCACUUGUGUCACCUCACGAUCCCGAACGAUCACUCACAGAAUACAUCCAUCGCCUGGAGGUUAUCCAGCAAAGACUGGGGGGGAUGCAGCCAGGACAAGUGCCAGGCUCUCCUCGUCAGAGAAGCAUGAAGAAGUGAUGGGAACGCUUAUGAAAUCUGUCCUGGGAGUUACUGCUUCCUUCUGAGCUGGUCCUUACUGAACAGAGGCACUUGCAAUCAAUCUCCUGUGCAACUGAAUAAAGGGCAGUGCUUUUACAGCAGAUUUUUAUAUGACUCUUUUUAUUAUAUUUUAGUACUUAAGAGGGACUUUUCUCUGAGAAUGAUGUUUUACAUUCUCAUGUAAAAUUACUAUAAGUUAACAGCUGAAGUGUGACUGCAUCACUGUCUUGUAAGCUGCAAAAAGUCUCUGUGGUGUUUAUUUUUCUAGAGUGUAUAGAUGGAUUCCUUGUAAAAAAAGUUAUUAAAAUGGCAUUUCAUUAGUGAAUUCUUA
Messenger RNA from Lepidothrix coronata (blue-crowned manakin), 13857 nucleotides. RefSeq names its product pericentrin (gene PCNT). The transcript has 54 exons. The record is from RefSeq and is a predicted model, not a curated record. Bases 27 to 13505 code for a protein of 4492 amino acids. NCBI's taxonomy places the organism in Eukaryota, Metazoa, Chordata, Aves, Passeriformes, Pipridae. Gene Ontology annotation, molecular function: molecular adaptor activity. Gene Ontology annotation, biological process: signal transduction.